AUGGCAUUUGCUCGCGCCCUUGGUGUGAUUCAAUCUGUCGGACGAGGAGCUGGCAUCACGGAGCAGAGCGAGCUCUACGAUCGCGGCCAAACAUUCAGUAUAAAUGGAAGUAACUAUCGAGUGGAGAAUGUCAUUGCCAAGGGUGAUUUCAACGUUGCUUUCAUUAUUUCUUUCAAUAUAAGACAUCUUUUAGGUGGAUUUGGCACUGUUUUCCUGGCGACCAACAACAAUGGAUAUGUCGCCGUGAAGAUUAUGUUGAGCCAUGAUGCAGCAGCGACAAAGGACAUUGACAAUGAAAUUGAGAUGAUGAAAAAGGUACGACAAAUUCUGACAAGUACGGAUCGAAUCACCUUGUAUUUCAGCUACAACAUGAGAACAUCAUAGUGCUUUUUGAUGCUUCUAGUGAGAAUCGGAGUUCAAAUCGUUCGGUCAAGGAGUACAAAAUAGCAAUGGAAUAUUGUAGAUGUGAGUCGGAAAAGUGAUCUGACUCAAAUCAUAUAAAUCACAUUCACACUUCUACAUUUCAGUUUCAAUCGCCGAUGUUCUACUCAAAUACAAAGAAGUGGCCGUGGACUUCGUGGUCCGCAUAAUUCAUUUCACAACCCGAGCAUUGGUCUAUUUGCAUUCCAACGGAAUCAUCCAUCGGGAUAUAAAAGCCGAAAAUCUGCUCAUCAACGGAAAAGGUUGGUUUCCUCGUCCGCGUGCUUCCGAUUCAAUUUACUUUACACUAUGUUAUUUAUAGCCAAACUAAAGCUGUGUGAUUUCGGAAGUGCGACGACGAAAUCGAUUGAGAUGGCUCCACUUUCGAAUAGUGAGAGAUUAGCCAUUCAGGAAGAGGUUAUCAAAAGAAGCGGAUGAUGUUUGGACAAAUGCAGUUUCAGAUGUUCAAGUACACGACGCCGAUUACCCGGUCACCGGAAGUGUGUGACGUCUACUCGAACUGGCCGAUUGGAAAGCAGCAAGACAACUGGGCAAUGGGAUGUCUUAUCUACUUUGUCUGCUUCGGAGAGCAUCCGUUCGACGGCUCAGCACUGGCUAUCAUCAACGGAAAGUACAAGAAACCACCGCCAGUUCAACAAAAUCAACUUUCCGCAUUCGCCGAACUCAUCGGUGAGUUAUUCUUGGACUUGACUCCUUAUUCCUUAGUAAUUUCAUUUUUCAGGCAAAUGCUUGACUCCAAAUCCAGAAGAGCGGAUAACAGCCGUGAAAAUCGACGAGUACAUGAAACUUGCAAUGCAGAAACAACCGAAACUUGCUGCCAAAACCGAUUUUGUAGAUAUAUUAGAAUUGAUGAAGAACUCGCCGACGCAAACCGAGCAAGGAGUAGAGUCGCAGGCGGCGAAGGGAUUCUUUAAUAUGCAGGACAAACUGUUUUCGAACUUGAACUCUUUGAAGAAUACUGUUGUGCAGCAAACGAACAAAAUGGGCUGGGGCGUUGAAUUGACUCCCUCUCCGCGGCCACCUCAGCCCGCAGUUUCCCCAAAGCCAACUCCGAAACUGCCGAGAGCUCAGCAAGGUUUGCAAAAUUUCACUGGAAAAUGGAAGUGUAACGUGACUUUUCAGAAACACGACCUCCACCCCCUCGCUCACCGAACCCGUCACUAACACAACCAGCGCCAUCUCCGUCCCCGGCCCCGGUCCCAGUAGCACAUGUCGUUUUCGAAGCCUCUUGGCCAAGCGACACUGGUAGCAUCGUGGCUGCCAGUGACUGGGGAGAUUUCACCCAGGCUCCGGCCAUCGCCCCCAAGAAAAAGGACGUUUUCGAUCCAUUCGCCGAGCAAUCAUCGCCAAAACUGACUGCACAUCAUAACGAAGACUUGCUUUCCUUGCACUCCUGGCCAGGAACUGGUAAGUUACAGUAUAAUCGAGUGAAUUCAGCCGACGAAAUUCAUUUUCAGUAGAACACAAACCGGAAGUUCGGUCUCAAUCUUCAAAAGACCUGUUUGAUUUCGACGAUCUGAUGCUCCGCCACACAAAUCCCUCAUCCUCAUCGUCUCAAUCUGGUAUGGCUAUCUGACGGUCGUUUCAGUUUAUUACAACUUUUUCUAAUGAAUCAUUUGGUUGUACAUAGUGCCGUGAUUCAUCCAAUGAAACCAACCAAAAAAGAAGAUAUCCCCCCCCCCUCUCAUUCAAAUCUUAUCUUCCUUUUUCAGUUUUACAACCAACACGCCAAAUGGAGAACAAGAACUUGACCAAAGUCGACAUUGCGAAAAACGGAAUCGGUUCGUCAUCCUCGUCAACAAGUCUUGAUGACAUGGUUAGCGAUAUGAUGAAAAUGACAACGACGAAAAAGUGAACUGAAAUUGUAGAAAACUAAUCCAUUUGCAUUCAAUAUCAUGUAUUUUCACUUUGAAUCCUGUGAAAUUUCAAACUUUGCCAAUAAGUGUGCAUCUACCCGCACCUCAUUUUUAUAGGAUUAUGAAAACAAUAACUAGUGAACGAGUAAAAUCAGACUUUUCCCUCCCCAACUCCUGUCUUGUGAGCCCCCAUCUUUCAAAACCUUCUCAUCCAUUCCUGCAUUAAAAAUGAAGAUGAUUCUAAAUGAUUGACGAUUCGAUAUCUGCUGGUCUUGGAAGUUAUAAAUCUAUCGAGGAACACAUCGUUUAGAACGCAAUGACCUACUUCAAUUAGGAUAUCGCUAGAAUACACGAGUGAAGAUUCCGCUGCAUCCAAUGCCUAAACAUCUUCUCGUAUUCAUAUUCCUCUUCACUUUUCUAGUUGCACCCGCAUCGUCCAUCUAUAAAUCCAAACAGAAGCCAAACUUGUUGUCAAAAACUGUCGAGAACAGCAUCACCUGCGACUUUUCCAUCCACAAGAAGGGCCCGAAUGGCCAAAUUGUCUCCGGUAAAUGAAUCAAUUCUUGAAGAGUUUUGCUAUUAUAAACUUAUUACAGGGGCAUCUCUUGACGAUGAAAUUUACUAUAAGAUAAAGUGUAAACCAAUCGCCGGAAACUGUCUUCAAGUGGUCAACUGCACCUUGAGCUCUGAUGAACCUGGAUUCCAACCAUAUCCAAUCAUAAAUGAGUCGGGAUGUAGUCUGGAAGACUCACUUUUCAAAAAUGUUCAGGUGCGACCUUGAUUUGUCGAAUCAUUAAACUGACAGAUUGGACUUUCAGUACCCGAACCACUUCGAGGCCGGAAUAUUCAACCCGUUUCCAAUUCGGUUCCGUGCGUCUUCAGCGGCCGUCGUCUUGUUCUGUGUAACAACUGUGGUUCCAAUUGAACAUGGAAAGUGUACUCGCAGACAAUGCGAAUGAAGAAGAAACUUCAUCGAUUCCUAACGUCCUCUUCUUCUUAUUCUUUUCACUUUCCCGCCUUUUUUUCGGUUUUUUGGUAACUUAUGAAUAUUUUACUCUUCACCAACGCGCUGAAAAAAUACACGCCUGUUUACUAAACACUCUCGGAUUAUUGUGUUUACUCGCAUACAAAACGAUUUAUGCAAAUGUCUGUCUGUACUUGUACACAGUGUACAGCUGAAAAUCAUACGUUGUACUAAUACUUUUUUUUGCGUCACUGAUUUUUUGCAACGCCCUUGAACUCUCAUCACGCAUUAAAAAAAAGCGGUGACACCGAUUCGAUAAAAUAUGGUUGCGCGACAGGAUCCGACGCGAUUCUAUCCGUGAAUUGCAUCACCGAUCGGGGCGCGGCAUGUGUCCUACUAUAACCGGAGUAAUUCGGUCAAUCGAUUAACCAGCGCAUGCAAAAUUUGGCGGAUUUCUCAUGCGCUUAUUGGAAGAGACUGUGGAUAAUUGGAAUAUAGGAAACGCAGAACAAAUCCCGUAGUUGACCGGUUUUUAGGAAAACGUCCCGCUCUCAGUCACCUCUGGAUGUUCACUGUUAUGAAUUAUGGAGAAGAAAAGCAGAAGCGACCUUUCGGAAAGUGAUCCAAAGUUCAUCAGAACAUGUGUCGUAUCUCUUCUGAUGAUCCAGUUUCUGCUUCAGUUUAUCUAUGACCCAACAGCAGAUCGUGACCGUCUCUUCCUUCUCUCUCUCUCUCUCUCUCUCUCUCUCUCUCUCUCUCUCUCUCUCUAUCUAUCUUCCCAACUCGGUCACCGUGAUCGACCUCUUUUCAAGUGUUGUAAAUAAGAUCAAUUAGCUACCGGUUCAGAUGAGAACGAUACUCGUCUUGCUUCUUUUUGCUCCUGUCGUUUUUUCAACUAGGGAAAAGAGACAACGUAAGUAGAGAUGGAACCAAGAACCAAUGACAUUUUUAGUAUUUCAGUCUCAAUUGAUGAUAUCAUUUCCGGUGCUUUGAACUUGGUCAGACCGAUUUUUGACACCUCGAAACCCAUUCAAAAUGAGGCAAUGCUGAGAAAACCAGUGAGAAUUAAACUUUUUGAACUGCAUGUUGUAAUAAAACUUGUUUUAGGAAACUCCAACGCAAGAUGACAUGCGAGAUUCUUCGAUUCUUGGUUCCCAUUCUCGAACGGCUCUAGAUGAUGUUCCGUUGUGCAAGGGAAGCAGCAAGUGAGCAGUUCCGGCUAAUAGGUCAAAUUUCAUUUAUUUAGCAUUUGCCGUUUCAUCUCCUGUUCCGCCGAGAAUUUCAAGAAAGAUCCAACUUUCGGUAACAUCCAGCUAGCCGCCCAGAUUCUCGGAGACGCGAAACUUCGCAAAACUAUUAGCAGGUUGACUUUUAAGUUCAAGAUAUAAAUAUAUAUCUUCAUUCAUUCCAGCAACACUGAUGCAGUUCAAGCGGUUUGUAAAGAACAGGGAAUGGAUGACGCGCAGUGCAAGUUGUUCUCGAAAGGUUUCCAACUCAUUGACAAGUAACUCUAACUAACAUGUAAUGUUUCUAAAAUUUAAAAAUGUUUUUGCAGGUUCAUGACCUCAAUUGAGAAGCCGACCGAACCAAAAGGAGGAGCAUCUCCAUCGACAGAACCGCCUACAACUACUGCAAUUCCGGAUUUCGACGAACCAUCGAAUGAUGAACCACUGCCACAAAAACCGAUGAUGAUGGAUGAUCCAACUACUCCUCAAGAUGACGAUAACAUGGUUUUCAGAGACAUAAAACGGUUAUUUUGGAAAGUGACUAAUUUCAGAAACGUUGGGCAGACUACGAUAGUCGUGCUUCUGCGCCUGCCAUAACAAUUCAGACAGCUCACGGUUCAAAAACUUGGAGCAGCAAUCCGGAAACGAGUUUGUGGAAUGAAAUAGGGCCGUCAAGUUCCAUUGAGCUCAAUUUUCAGAAUCCCUACAACCAUUAGAAAUCAGAAACGAUCUGAUCUCCAGCUGGACACCUUUGCCGUUCUUCGCGCCGCCAACUGUUCCGACGGCACCACCACUUGCUUUCAAAUCAGUCCCAUCACUGAUAUUGCAGCCAAUUCAGGUUCCACAUCUUGAUAACGGCAUUUUCUUCUCAACGGACAAAUUUAAUUUUUUAAAGGUUAUCCGAAUAUCUGUCCUUUGGUAACAUUUGUUUUCAGGACAUGAACUCUAUCAAGCGGUUCCGUAGAUCUCCCGACUAUUACGAUCAAGUCGAUGAAACAAAAACCAAGUCCAGUUCUACAACUUCAUCGAAAAAAGCGUCGUCGACUGGCGACGAUGAUUACUACGGUAACUUCGAUAGUGGAUCCGAAGAUAAGGACGUUCCGGAACCAACCGGGCUCAAACAAUGCGUUCAUCUCCUAGGAAUUGGUGUCUGA
Messenger RNA from Caenorhabditis sp. 36 PRJEB53466, 5641 nucleotides. NCBI's taxonomy places the organism in Eukaryota, Metazoa, Nematoda, Chromadorea, Rhabditida, Rhabditidae. The record is from the annotation of a GenBank genome assembly.